AUGAGUGUUGUCGGAAUUGGUAAACGACCGAAUCAAAACUAUUUACCUUGUGGAUGUCGUGCAAUGCUGAGACUGAAUUUCAAUUGGGCUGAAAACGCUUUACGUAUAACGACGCUGAAUGAUCAACAUACGGGUCACGAUCUGUCUGCAGACAGCUACGCGAAAAUCGCAUGUAAAAUAAGACGCACAAGUCCAUCGAUCAAUAAUCAAGAAAAGAGUGCAUCGGUUAAAAGACCGCAAGCGCAAUAUUCAGUGAAAAAUGACUGGAAUGAAGAUAGAAGAACGGUGAAAGGAGAUGGCGAGGGAACACCUCAAGCUCGGACCAAUACCAACACUCCAAGUUCGACAACAACACCGAACUCAUCAAGAAGCAAAACACCGCUUUCAUCAGUUGUUCAAAACGGUUCCUCGGUAUCGUUCAAACAAGAUGCCUCAAAUACAGUACCUCCACAAAACAACUACGGUAACAACACAACAUCACAACACCAACAACAAAACCAACAACAGCAACAGUAUAAUGCACUUCAGAAUUUAGCAGCAGUUGCAGCCGCAAUGAGUCAUCAGCAGCAAUUAGCAAAUGCUCUGUUCACGAAUCAUAAAGAAAAUAUGAACAACAACGCCAAUAAUUUCUUGUCGUACCAAAAUACUGCGUCACCUUUGAUGCAGUCCCUGAACAACACCACAAGUCCACACAUACUUCCUUUGAUACGGGGAAUGUUGGGUUUAUCGAACUUUACAUCGCCAUUACUGAUGCCGUCAUUGCAACAGCACCAACCACAGCAGUCGUUGAUCGACUCUCCACAAAUGCAACACCAAUCAAAUUUAAUCAAUUCGUCCAAUCAAAUGUCAUCAUCUCCGUCAUCAACUCCAAUCAAUCUCAAUAUACCACUCACACAGUCACUCAAUAAUACCUCUGUAAACACCAACAACCUGAACACUUCUAUGUCUAAUAUUAUGAAGAGUACCACAAAUAGAAGCGUUGCUGAUAGCAUCCAGCAGCAGUGCUCGUCGUCACAAUAUUCUCCACUGGCCUCUUCAUAUAUACCCGCAUCCCCUUCCAAUGAGCAUCUAACUGCAGCCAUAACUCUCGCUCAGCAACUGCGUGCCCAACAACAGCAGCAACAGAUGAUGGUACCUCACAUAGCGGUCCCAGCCCCGUUGCAAUCGAAUAUUCCUCCACAGUCAAUAAGUUCACUAAUCUCUUCCUUACACGCUACUAUUCCCACCUCGCAAGCAUCCACUCCAAUUGCCAACAAUACAGCUGCGCUCACAACACCCAUCGAUCUAUCUACACAGACACCCAUAACCACCGCAUCCAAUAUUAAUUUAUCAAGCGAUCAACAACGCAUUCAGGAGGUGAAUAAAGUUCUACAGUCAUUCAUCACAUCGUUGCUGCAAUCGCCAAACGAUGACGAAUACAAACGAAGAUUGUUCUAUCUGAAAUCACUUCAUAAAAUCUGGCAAAACGCUAAUUUCCAAUUAAUGUCGUCAACAGGUGCAUUCCCUGUAGAAUCACUCUCACUGGGUAAUCAACCCACCGGCCAAACGACAGUCAUCUCAUCGUCAGACAAAUCCAAUGGUACACUACAAUGCGGUACUCGACUUGACAAUAAUGUCUACAGCAGUGAAACUUCUUGA
This is a messenger RNA of Anisakis simplex (herring worm), 1638 nucleotides long. The record is from the annotation of a GenBank genome assembly. Lineage: Eukaryota; Metazoa; Nematoda; Chromadorea; Rhabditida; Anisakidae.